Messenger RNA from Carassius auratus (goldfish), 1451 nucleotides. Its product is annotated as probable UDP-sugar transporter protein SLC35A5. The record is from RefSeq and is a predicted model, not a curated record. Gene Ontology annotation, molecular function: pyrimidine nucleotide-sugar transmembrane transporter activity. The coding region runs from base 90 to 1382 and encodes 430 amino acids. Gene Ontology annotation, biological process: pyrimidine nucleotide-sugar transmembrane transport. The transcript is spliced from 7 exons. Gene Ontology annotation, cellular component: Golgi membrane. NCBI's taxonomy places the organism in Eukaryota, Metazoa, Chordata, Actinopteri, Cypriniformes, Cyprinidae.
UCUAUUAUGCGCAUGCUCAGAGAUGCGGAAGCCGUGGGCAGGUUGUUAGUUCAAGUGAGAACAUAUGGCCUUGGCAUACUCCGUCCAUAAUGGCCCCAUCCUCAUCCUCUUCUUCAUGCCGUCGCUGCUGUCCUUGUUCACGGCUGUGCUCAAGAUCUUCAGCCUACACUUUGGUUCUGGGUCUGGGUUUUGUCACCUUGGGAACCAGUCGCAUCUUAUUACUAAAAUUCUCGGCCAAUGAAGCAAACAAAUAUGACUUUCUUCCUGCAUCUGUGAAUUUAAUGGCAGAGGCCAUCAAACUAGUAUUUUGUUUAGUGAUGUCAGUACGGGUGGUCAUUCGAGAGGGCCGGUCUUAUAAAGAUUUGGGGUGUUCAUCUGGUGCCUCUUUUCUCAGCUACCUGAAAUGGUCCGUUCCUGCAUUUCUCUACUUCCUUGAUAACCUCAUAAUCUUCUAUGUGAUGACCUAUCUGCAACCAGCUAUGGCAGUUAUGUUUUCCAACAUUGUAAUUUUUACAACAGCUAUUCUCUUCCGUGUUGUUCUAAAGAGGCGCCUGUCUUGGGUGCAGUGGGCAUCUUUGAUCGUGUUGUUCCUGUCCAUUGUGUCAUUGACCACUGGCAGUGGUGACCAGCAUGCCAUUGCUGUACAUGGCAUCCACCCAGCCCACAUUUCCACCCCUUCCAACAGCUGCCUAAAAUACGCCCAUCCCGAGCCAGAGCAUCAGAACUAUAAUGAAACAUACUGGAAACGUGAGCUGUGGGACAGCCAGGUCAUCCACAAGCUGAACAGCUUCGGCCUGGGUUACGUCCUGCUGCUGCUGCAGUGCUUCAUCUCUGCACUGGCCAACAUCUACAAUGAGAAGAUCCUCAAAGAGGGGGAGCAGCUAGUGGAGAGCAUCUUCAUCCAGAACAGCAAGCUGUAUUUGUUUGGUUUGAUCUUCAACAGCCUCACGUUGCUCCUGCACUCUGACUACCGUGAUGUGACACUACACUGCGGCCUCCUCUAUGGACACAACAUCUUCUCCAUCGCUCUGGUCUUCGUCACAGCUGCCCUAGGCCUGUCGGUGGCCUUCAUUCUCAAGUUCCGUGACAACAUGUUCCAUGUGCUUACAGGCCAGAUCACCACAGUCAUCAUCACUGCGCUCUCUCUCUUCCUGUUUGACUUUCAUCCAUCGAUGGAUUUCUUCCUGCAGGCGCCUGUAGUACUGCUAGCCAUCUUUAUCUACCACAGCAGCAAACUGAAGGAUCCAGAGUACGCACUACAACAAGAGAGGCUCCGGGUCAUCAAUGGCGAGGUGUUUGAGAGGUCAAGAGGGGAUGGGGAGGAGUUGGAGAGACUAACCAAGGCUAACACAGAGAGUGAAUCUGAAGAAGAAUCUUUCUGAGUCUGUUUUGAUCUCAUCUCUCUAAUUAUCAUGUAAAUAUUCUGGAAUCAGCCUGUAUAUGUAUUAUGU